Jaminaea rosea is the source of this 402-nucleotide messenger RNA. RefSeq lists its product as hypothetical. Gene Ontology annotation, cellular component: membrane; endoplasmic reticulum. The transcript is spliced from 2 exons. The annotation marks the transcript as partial. Gene Ontology annotation, biological process: sterol metabolic process. Gene Ontology annotation, molecular function: cholestenol delta-isomerase activity. NCBI's taxonomy places the organism in Eukaryota, Fungi, Basidiomycota, Exobasidiomycetes, Microstromatales. The record is from RefSeq and is a predicted model, not a curated record.
AAGUACAUCUUUACCUGGCUCGUCUUCGACGCUAUAUGCCACCUCACUCUCGAGGGCUCCUUUCUCUACCUCUCCACCUUCGGCCGCACAGUCAAUGCCUCGAGCGGCUUCUUCGCCUAUCUCUGGCAAGACUAUGCCAAGGCAGACGCACGUUGGGGUACGGCAGACUCGACCGUCGUUGCCCUUGAGAUCCUCACCGUCCUUGGUGCCGGCCCUUUGGCAGGCUACUGCGCUUAUCUGUUGUCCAAGAACGUGUUCAGCUACCACUACUGGGUCAUCGUGCUGAGCACCGCCGAGCUUUAUGGUGGUUUCAUGACUUUUGCGCCCGAGUGGUUGACCGGGUGCAAGGGGCUCAACGGGAGCAACUGGAUGCUCAUGUGGGUGUAUCUCUUCUUCAUGAAC